UCACACUGUAUUAAGAGUGAACAUGUAAUAACAGAAUCACUUCCAGUCCAUUCCUAUAACUUGCAAAAGUGCUUGUACCUUGAUACCGCUGCAUGCAACUAUAGUUCCUUAUAUCUUGUCCCAUAGUCGCACCCAUCUGCUGGUAGAAAUUCUGCCUUUUGGCAUUGUUUUAAUCAAAGUACUUACUCUUUUUAGUUAUAUUGCCUCCCUUGUAAGUUAACUGUUGGCUUUGCUGAAAAGCUGACUGCUGAAUUAGGGAUGAGAUGAGACCCAUCCAAAGCACGCAACCUUUCCAACGAGAACAUACAAUGCCUUUUCCUUCCACGAGAGUGUGCAAGGGCUGUGCUGUCAUUGUCUUUAACACAGAAGGCAUUGCUGAGUCAAACAGGUGGCAGAGGAAACCAAGAAUGAUUGUUGGUCCAAAAUUACUGAACUAACAUGAAGAGGUUUCGACCCGUUGCUGAUUAUGGUUACAUUCUGAAAUCGAAGGUUCUGACUUCGAUUAAAUCCUGAUCACUUAAUCAGCCUUUCUUUUAUUGAAGUCAACCUUCAAUUUUACUAUGCAAACAUAUUUUAAUUUCCUGUCAUGAAUUUAACAGAUGUGUAUUAAAACAUGUUUUGGAUUUAUGCCACUCAUCUACAAAAUGUUAGAGAAUUGAGAGCAUUGUUUUAACUGUCAUGAUAUUACAGACACAGACUACAAUGUAACUGUUGUCUUUGAUUCAACUGGCCCCUAUAAUCUGUCCUUCAGCAGGAACACAGCUUCCCUGGUCUCCAUGCCUAUCAAGGGACCUUAUUUAUUACACACAAUAAUGUAUCUUAUUUAUACACACUAUUACCAUGUGUUUCCACUUGGGAAGGGGACAGGGUGAUGGAUGGACAGGACACAGAGACAGAGACAGGAGAAGAACAAAACAGUACUAAAGAAACAAAGAGAGUCCAUGUUGUAGCAAGUGAUUCAAAAGCAGUCAGUACAACACAGUUUAAUCCCUUUGGCUAAAGUUGCUGACAGUGGAUAACCCUUUAAAAUGCCCCCUGUCAUGCCUCGUGGUAUAGGAGUGCCUCCCAGCAUGUUAGUAAAGAUUUGUGCUUUCAAACAGGCCAGUUCCACACGCACAAAUUCGGCCACAGGACUGAAUCCCCUUAGCUGCUCCAAACCCACAGACCAUUUCUCUUUAUACGCCAGUGAGCAGGCCAAAGCUGAACAAGGUCAGUAAUAUAUGAUGAGUAGCUUGCGUCGAUGGCGGGAUGCUGAUUAGAUGACAGUGUCAAUCAAAACCUGAAUGUUGAACUAAAAUUGUUAAUGUAAUAAUUUUUGCUUGUAAAUGGCUCUUUUUUUGGUGUGUUGAUUAUCAGUUCACUGAAUGAUUCAGUGAUAACAUGUCUGGAAAUUGUAUUAUGUAGUUAAUUGUCAUACACUUAAACUGUUUACCUUGAUGAACACAGAAUCAUUUCCCUCCGUGAUAACUUGAUUGACCAAUAAAUGUGUUAUAUCAAUUUUAUGGAUGGUAUAAAAAAAUAUAUUUUGAUAUUUAACACACUUAGUAGGCCUAUGUGUAAUUUAUACAUUGAGAAGAUGUAUAAUGUACAGAUGUUGGAAUGCAGGAUUGACAACACCAUUUAGAGUUGUUGUAUAGCAACGUAAGCAUAGGAGUCACUGUACAUGACGUGAUAUUUCUUCACACCAGAGGAACCUGACACAGUCAGCUGUAGCCUGCAGAGUACAGAGGGACCAACCAGUCACAUCAUGAUUGAAGCUGACCGAGAGCUAUCAGCCAUGGUGCAGGAUAUAUGGGAUAAAGACGUCAACAGACUGAAACCAGGGACAGACUACCGGAUCUCUCUGCAGGGGAAAGCUGGGCCUGUGAAUGCUGACAUGAAUGAUGACAUGAAUGAUGACAAUGAUGGAGCCGGAUAUCCUCUGUUCUCAUUUGUCGAUGAACGCAUUUUCAAAAAGGAGUCUUUCUUAGCCUUUAUCUCUCUACUGGAUAACUAUGAAAGUGAUACGGGUGAGCCUGAGAUUGUAACCCCAGAGGAGGAAGCAGAAAACCACAAGUUUCUGGACUGCAUGCUUCGAACGCCCACCAUGAAGAUUGCACAUAAGUACCUAGUAGAGAAACAGCUCUCCCCAGAGGGAUUACCGGAAUUCAAGAAGCAGCUCUACCGUAUCUGGUUUGAGCUGUACGCCAGACGAGGAGCUAGCAAGCCAGACUCCUCAGGGUUUGAGCAUGUCUUUGUCGGAGAGACCAGAGGGGGCCGCACAGUCAUCGGCUUUCAUAACUGGAUUCAGUUGUAUUUGCAAGAGAAGCUGGGACACAUUGAUUACAAAGGCUACAGUGUGAACGCAAAUUCCCCUCAGCCUGACGAGAACAAGCAUAUCCUGGCGCUACAGUUCAGUUGGAAGAAUGGAAUAAAACCCAAAGGCAGCAUCUUCGUUGGCGUCAGUCCUGAAUUUGAGUUUGCCCUUUAUACCCUGUGUUUCCUGGUCUCACCCAAUGAGCGUGUCAAAGUGUUCUUCAGUAUCUAUGAGGUGGAUAUUGUCUGUCACCACUACAACCAGAAGCAUAUCGGCACAACUUACCCUGUUCUUGUGAAAUAUCAAAAUGAACAAAAAAACUAAUCAAACAGGACUCAAAUACACUCUCACCCAAGUGU
This is a messenger RNA of Salvelinus namaycush (lake trout), 2655 nucleotides long. It is a transcript of the gene endou2, whose product is annotated as endonuclease, polyU-specific 2. The transcript has 6 exons. The record is from RefSeq and is a predicted model, not a curated record. Gene Ontology annotation, molecular function: RNA endonuclease activity. NCBI's taxonomy places the organism in Eukaryota, Metazoa, Chordata, Actinopteri, Salmoniformes, Salmonidae. Bases 1748 to 2620 code for a protein of 290 amino acids.